GCGAGUCUGCCUUAAAUGGCUGAUUGGCGCUUUCCAUGCUGCUGUCCCUGCUCCUUCCCUCCGGUCGGAGAAGGGAAAGGCGGGAGCGUGCGUUGGUGGGCUGUCGGAACGUCUCACACAAUUCUACUUGUCCAGCCUACCAAGAGGCCAGAAGGCAGAACAUACGCUGAUUAUGAAUCGGUGAAUGAGUGCAUGGAAGGAGUCUGUAAAAUGUAUGAAGAGCAUCUGAAGAGAAUGAAUCCCAACAGUCCAUCCAUUACAUACGAUAUCAGCCAAUUGUUUGACUUCAUUGAUGACUUGGCAGACCUCAGCUGUCUUGUUUACCGUGCUGACACUCAGACAUACCAACCGUACAACAAAGACUGGAUAAAGGAGAAGAUCUACGUCCUCCUUCGCAGGCAGGCCCAGCAAGCAAGCAAAUAAUGGGGGCACCAUCAUCACAUGGGUUUGGGGGAGGGCUUGGACAACAGGUGUGUACAGAGUGUAGUAGUGAACGUUUUGUAUUAUAGUCAUCCUGUUGCCAUCUUGAUAAACUCUUUAGUCAGGACUGAAUGUAUUGCUAGAGAUACAAGGAUUUUGUUGGAUUUGUCUUUUUUUUUUCAGUAUAAAUGGAGAAGAAAGUACAACAUCUUCUGCGGAGAUUUAAUUUGGGUUUUUUUCCUCCAGUUAGCUAAUGGUCCUACUUUAUUUGAACCCUUGGGGCUGUUCACAUUGUACUUCACCACAUUUGCUGUAUUUGCCCUUCUGUGGGCUUUCCAACAUUCAGUUACAUCCUUGAGAUGGUCCUAAUGGGAAAUAAAACUACCCUUUGGUUAAAUUUGA
Messenger RNA from Pipra filicauda (Wire-tailed manakin), 822 nucleotides. RefSeq names its product ERH mRNA splicing and mitosis factor (gene ERH). Lineage: Eukaryota; Metazoa; Chordata; Aves; Passeriformes; Pipridae. The record is from RefSeq and is a predicted model, not a curated record. The coding region runs from base 16 to 423 and encodes 135 amino acids. The transcript is spliced from 4 exons.